Didymodactylos carnosus is the source of this 1164-nucleotide messenger RNA. The record is from the annotation of a GenBank genome assembly. NCBI's taxonomy places the organism in Eukaryota, Metazoa, Rotifera, Eurotatoria, Philodinida, Philodinidae.
AUGGUUUUUUUCAAAAACGUUUCAUUAUUAAAAGAUGGAAAGAAACUUAUUCUCAAAGAUCUUAACCUUGAGAGUUUAAAAAGAAUUAUGAAUCAAAAUAAAUAUAAUACAAUUAUAUUAGAUUGUGAAACAGGACGCUUUUUAUUUUAUGAUUGUAUUAAUAAUAUUUCAAAUAAAUACGAUUUAUAUGAUUUAGACACUUUAUCAAAAAGUGAUGAAACAUUUGAAACGCUUAUGUUAUUAAAAUGUGAUGAAAAUAAUAUUAAAAAUAAAAUUGAUGUAGCUGAAAAUUAUCGGACAAAUAAUUUAUUAUCGGUUUCAAAUAAUAAAAAUGAACAACAACAAAAUAUUUUCAUAAAACAACAAGAAGCAUCAGAUAUAUUAGAUUAUUCUAAACCUAUAAUUAAUCCUAAUUUAUCUGAUAUUGACGGACAACAAGAUCGUAAAAAUAGUCAAAUAAAUUAUGAUAAAACAAUAUUUAAAUUAAUAUCAUUUACGGAUGAGUUAGAGGAUGAUAUAAACGAACAAGAAACAACCAGUAAUAAUAAGAAUGAAAAGGAUAACAAUCAAUUUAAUAUUAAUGGAAGUAUUGUUUUUAUUAAUAAUAAUAUUACAAAUAUUACUACUGAUAAAGGUAUAUUAGAAAAGAUUGAUACAACAUUAUUUUCAUCAUCUGAAAAAUAUAUAAUAUCAGCAAUAACGAAUCUUUGGAAUCAAUUUAGUUGUUUUGAAACAAGAUUAAGUAUUAUGGAAAAAAAGUUGAAUUUAAUAUAUGAAAGACAAUCGUUACAAUCAUUAUUAACAUUAUUAGAUUCUGUUUAUGAUAGAUUAGAAACAAGAACAUUUAAUGCAAAUGAUUCUUAUUUAACACUGAAAUUUUUUCGUUUUGUAUCUAAACAAUUAGUUAAAAAUUAUACAGAUCGAUGGUCACCAUAUAAUAAUAGUAUUAAAAAAUUAAGUUUAAAACCAGAAUGUAUCGAAAUUAAUUUAUUAGGUUUCGGGAUAUUAAACAAAUGUAAGUAUAAAAAUAAAAAUAAAAUAUAUUCUAUUCAAUCACCAACAUCAUUAUAUGUUAAUAGUAAAACAAACUACAGACCAUCAUAUAUAAGUCAACUAGCUGAAGUACCCGGCAUUGCUCGGGAAAAUUUGAUAUUACGUACUUGA